Molecule: messenger RNA, 1415 nt
Organism: Prosopis cineraria
Lineage: Eukaryota; Viridiplantae; Streptophyta; Magnoliopsida; Fabales; Fabaceae
Exons: 11
Coding region: 384-1025 (213 amino acids)
Biological process (GO): maturation of LSU-rRNA from tricistronic rRNA transcript (SSU-rRNA, 5.8S rRNA, LSU-rRNA)
Cellular component (GO): nucleolus
Molecular function (GO): RNA binding
Source: RefSeq, a predicted model, not a curated record
GAGAAGCAUCGUGCCGUUUAGGAGCUUUUUACGUAACCUAAUUUGUUUGCCCUUUCACUCGAGGCACGAAUUCGAAGGCGUAGCCCACUCGCAUCCACACCGUCAGCCAUCAGACGGCAACGCUCCUCUCCAGCCUCCACCGUCGAAGGUCGAAGACGUAGCCUCCACUGUCGCCGUCGUCGAAGACAAAGAGGAGGUAUCAGCCAUCAUCGAAAUAAAUUGAAUGCGGUUAUCAUCAUUAUUGGGUUAUUAUUGUAGGCGCUUCUUUGGCUCUAUGUGAUUUUGUUUGCGAAGUGAUUGAGAACCACGCUUUGCAUCUUGAAUGAUAUGGUUACGGCGUGUAUGACUAUGCGGACUUCUCCCUUUUCGAUUCUCUUAGUGAGAUGGGGGUCAAGGCUAAGAAAGCAAUGAAGAAGAGUCUGAAAAAGGCCAAAGCUGCGGUAUCUGUUCCAAGCAAGAAAACAGAGGGCGACUUCUUGCCCUUGGAAGGUGGUCCUGCACGCAAACUUCCUGAACAUAAGUUGCUAGAGAACACAGCCAGUGUGUUAUAUGUAGGUCGGAUACCACAUGGAUUCUAUGAGAAGGAGAUGGAAGGCUUUUUUGGACAAUUUGGUACCAUCAGGAGGUUGAGAAUUGCAAGAAAUAAAAAGACAGGAAAAUCUAAACAUUUUGGCUUCAUACAAUUUGAGUCUCCCGAGGUGGCAAAAAUUGUAGCUGAGACCAUGCACAAUUAUCUGCUACAGGAACAUGUUCUGCAGGUUCAUCUGAUACCUCCAGAGGAUGUUCACCCAAAAUUAUGGAGGGGCUUCAAUUAUCGGUUCAAGCCAUUGGACUCUUCUAAAAUUGAAAGGAUGCGGCUUGGCAAGGAAAGAACAUUGGAAGAGCAACAAAAGUUGGUUGAAAAGAUCAUGAAGCGUAACGAAAAACGACGAAAGAGGAUAGAGGCUGCUGGGAUUGAUUAUGAAUGCCCUGAGAUUGUGGGCACCGUCCAGCCUGGUCCUAAGAAAAUAAAGUUUGAAGACUGAUUCGUCUCAGGCAUGCCAAGUUGAUGGUGGAUCGGACGAACUGGGAAAAUUGAGGUGCCUUGUUAUGUUACUGCUGUGCAUAACUGCAUAUGAUCAGUGACGACAUGCUGCUAUCAGAUUUCAAGAAUUGACCGUCUUCGCACUUAGGAACUGCAAUUUUGAGACUUUAUACACCCAUAAUAUCCGAACUUAGUGCUUUGCUGGCCUCCUUUUUACAAACAGACAUGCUGUUCCGUUGCAGGUCUUGUUAGAAUUUAUAGAAUGUCGAUGCGUGUUCGUUAUGCUUGCCUGGUGUUUUUGUGUGACAAUCAUCAAUAUCAUCUUAUAUAUGAAACUUAAAAAACUAUAUUAUUCUCAAGUUAUAAAUAAUAUGUUUAUGUUACUCUUUCA